Vicia faba (fava bean) is the source of this 1026-nucleotide messenger RNA. The record is from the annotation of a GenBank genome assembly. NCBI's taxonomy places the organism in Eukaryota, Viridiplantae, Streptophyta, Magnoliopsida, Fabales, Fabaceae.
AUGUCGGCUAUUCACUGCUUUGUUUUUAACCUUUUGCUCAACACCGACGAGGUUGAAAUAAUUGCAAAACCGUCGUCUUGUUUCCCUCCACACGAAUGCCACCAAUAUGGUGGCAUUCACACUUCCACUCUUUUGAGUUUUGACCCGUCACUGGUACUAAUCCUUAAUAAAACUUCAAUGCUUAGCCAUGUCAACUGGUUAGCAAUCAGUAUCAAGAAUCUAUCUAUAUAUAUAGAUGGAGAGAUGUCGGCUAUGAUCUCUGCUUUAACACAUGUCAUAUGUGGUGAUGAUCACAACAAUGAUGACGAUGCUUUGAAUCAGAAUAUGAAUCAUGAUAUUAAGCCGUUUGUUUCUGCAAUAGAAUCGUCAACUUCUUUGUCUUAUGGUGAUAGUUCUUCUGCUCUCAAGAGAAGAAGGGAAGAUGGUGGAUUCUUUGACAAUAAGCAUCAAGUUGGAGAACGUUCGAACAAAUGGACGAAUACAGUAACAACCACAGAGAGGAACCAAAGUGAAGAAACUAUAUAUGAAUACAGAACAGACAAUAAUAAUGUGCCAAAUGAAGAUGAACCAAAAAGAAAAUACAGAGGAGUGAGACAGAGGCCAUGGGGAAAAUGGGCUGCUGAGAUAAGAGAUCCUUUCAAAGCUACAAGAGUAUGGUUAGGAACAUUUGAAACAGCUGAAGAUGCAGCCAAAGCCUAUGAUCAAGCUGCAUUGCGUUUUAGAGGGAACAAAGCUAAACUCAACUUCCCUGAAAAUGUUAGACUCAAGCAACAAUCUUUUGUUGAUCCACCAAUGGUUCAGAGUGAAGAAUCUCUUUAUACUUUGGAAGGUUCAAAUAAGUUUUAUGAUUAUUUUCAUGGUCAGAACAUUCCCAUGGCUUCUUCUUUUCAGAGUUCAAUGGCACCAUCAGCUUCAUAUUCUUUUUCUUCUUCUAAUUCUCCACAGACAACUUCUUCAGUUCCUUCUGUUUAUUCUACUCAGUUGCCAGCAUGGUCUUCUAGUUAUAGCACCUCUCCCUCAGGCUGA